CCCCCACCCCACCCCCACCUCACCGACGUCAAACACUUCAGAAAGUGUCAACGCUCAUCAACACUCGUUAUGCUGGGUUCAGACUUCCUGUGUGACUGAGGAGCUGAGAUGCCGCACAGAUUCACGCUGAGCAUCCUGGUGCAGGGGCUGACUCUGCUCCUGUUGGGCCCCGCCUGCGAGGCCUCCUCUCUGGGGCUGACGGUCCAUGUGGUGCCCCUGGACGUAGACGGAGGGAAAACGGUGCGGGCUCAUUUCAGUGCCAUCGCCCCCAGCCCCUGCCCGGCUCUGUCUGGACUGUGUGCUGCAGGGGAGGACUGUCUGCUCCACCCCACCUCCUUACCUUUCCAAGGCUCCCUGCCCUCCCCGGGCUGGUGCGUCCGCCAGUGGCAGAAAACCGUCCCCAGUAAUUACAACGCCUCCGUCACUUUAGGGUCCAACACAGAGUUUUAUGUCUCGAUGAGAGCAGGACCAAAGGUCCGAGCAAACAGUGGGAGACUCAAUCAGCCUGCUUCUGUUGCUCUCCCUCCUCCACUCAGGGCCCGCGUGAACUGCCCUCACCACUUCUACCUGUCCGUGAAAGACGUGGAUGGGGACAAGGUGCGCUGUCGCUUCGCCCGGCCCGACCAGGGAGAGUGUCUCGGCUGCGCUCGGCACUCCUUCAUAGAGCUGGAGGAGGAGAAAUGUAUGUUGACAUUCACCGGAAAAGCCCCGGCAGGGCGGUACUUCAUCCACCUGAUGGCCGAGGACCACAUCCCUGUGCCCAAGACGGUCCACAUCACAGACACCUCUCCCCUCAGCUCCGUCCCUGUGCACCUGUCUCUCACCGUGGAGGAGUCGACUUCCAGCUGCAGCGACGAACCUGUGGCGACAGGUGAGACGCCCACAGAGGACUCCACGCUGUUCGUCCUGCCGUACCAGGAGGUGAAGCUCGACGUCAACUUCAUGUCACAGCUGGAGAGUGUGUCAGAGGUGGCAGUGGUCGGCCCCCCUGAGCUCCACAGGACCGGCUUCAAGUCAGUCGGCCCCCUGUCAGCUCUGAGCAUGGCCUGGGUCCGCUCCCAAAACAACCUGACCCGCCUUCUGCCCAUCUGCUUUGCUGCAAAUACCCAGAGUUUGCAGUCGGAGCCCAGAUGCGUGUGGCUGUACCAAAGGGAAAUGAGGACGCUCCCCGCUGGAACAGAGCUGAAGUGUGAGAAGACAGAGAUGAGUCUGGUGCUUCCUGUCGCCUCCCUGAGCAACAUCAAGCUGGACGAGCUGCAGCUCAACAGCCCCACCUGUCCUGUCAGCUACAACAACACACACCUGACGGCCCGCAUCUCUCUGAGCAGCUGCGGCACCAAGACUGUGCACUCUGGCUCAGAGCUCGUUUACACCAAUACCUUGCAAAGUGUGCGUCCCUACACCGUGGUGAGCCGCCAGCCCUCCCUCAUCCUCCCUCUGGCCUGCCGGAUCCCCGGAGCACAGGUCAAGGGACCGCAGUACAAGAUCAACAUGCCCACUGAGAAGGAGACCUUCGGUGAGGUCACCUUCUGGAUAGAAUUCCACCUUCCAGGAGAGGGACCCCUCGCAAGAUUCACACGCAUCCCCAGGUUACGCUCCGUCUACAUCCCGCCAGUGCAAAUGCGUCGAGUGGUGCGAUCACCAUCGGAGAGCAACAGCAUCUUCGCCGGCUCCACUAACAGCACCUCUUCCAGCGGGGGCGUUGGGUCCAGGAUCAAACAGCUGGACCUCCAUGUGUUUUCCAACUGCAGCGUGGACCGAGCCGAGCUGGUGGUGAGCAACUGUCUUGAGUCUGAGACGGAGGACUUCGCAGUAAGCAGCCCCAUCCUGGAGCAAGGGUGUGCCACUUCCAACAGCACAUUGGAGGUCAUUUUAACACAAAGCAACUCCAAGAUUUACCGCCUCGAUUUGAGCAAACUGGAGGCCAAGGGAUCGACGAUGUACGUCCAGUGCACGGUCAACCUGUGCAUCGCCACCAUGCCUUCUCAGAAGUGCCCCGAUCUGUGCACCCGCUCCAUUAAUCACAGAAUGCUGGUGAACAGCGUUUUUACUAAAACCUACACCAUCCGCUCAGGACCCGUCAGCCUCGUUGUCACGGAGUCUGCACCGCCCACAACCGCCAACACCGCCAACACCGCCACGACCGCCACGACCGCCACAACCGCCACGACCGCCACGACCGCCACGACAUCAACUACGACUACUGCUACUACUUCUGUUACAAAUACCUCAGCCGCCCAGAACGCCACCACCUCCCAUGCUCCACAACAGGCCUCAUCCGUGGCAGCAGGAGUGAUUUUAACAACCGUCGGCGUAUUCCUUCAAAAUGUCUUUCUUUACUGAACAUGCUCCUGCAGGAUGACCUGUCACAGUGUGAAGCACUACAUUUGCCUGCUUGGGGUAUUUGAAGAUUUAAUUCCUCACAUGUUGUUUUCCCCCAUGAUUCUGCUGUGUGCGUUAAGCUUUCAAAUAAAAACCACACGUCGCUGUCAACAAAUGAUUUGCUGCACUGCGCACAGUGAACCUUCCUUAUUACUGUGUUUUAUUUCACUAGUGACGGUUAAGAUGGUAAAGGAUGUGACAUAGACAUGGGCUCAUAGAAUAAAAUAAAAUACUCUCCCUAAGUACGGCUUUAUUUUUAACUUGGCUAUGUGAGGAGACAUGACACUUAUCGUGGUCCGUGGGGACUGCGUUGCAUGUCAUUCUCCCUCUCUUCCCCCUCACUUUCUGACAGCUCAGACUUCAUUAUCCUGCACUGUGUUUUGUAUUUGUAUUUUACUAGCUAGCAGUUUCUCUGAGUAAACUGUUGAGCAGAUGCAAGCAGUAUUUUGUUUGCAGACAAUAUUGGAGGAAAGUUAUAAAGACUAAAUAACAGAAUCCAGUCAAAAUAGUUCACCGGGUUGGAUGUUCAUAACAACAGAGCAGGGGAUAAUAAAUAGCCUUUUUUUUCUAAGCUCUUAUUAGCCACUGCUGCUCACUGUUUUCAAAAUGUUUAACUUAUCACAUUGCACAUUGGAAAAACAUUUGGUGUAUUUGAAAAUCUAUAAACGUAUACUUUGACUCAAAUAUUUAAACAAGCAGACACUAAUUUGUGCAUUUUGUCUUUGACCUAAAAAAAACAGUUUGAGACUGUGAAAUGUGCUUAUGGUUAUGCGAUGUGCACCUACCUAUAUCUUUACUAUUACUAUUAAUAUCUAUUUUUUCUAUAUCAUAUUGUUUGUAUAACAUGAACUAUUA
This is a messenger RNA of Seriola dumerili (greater amberjack), 3237 nucleotides long. RefSeq lists its product as uncharacterized. The record is from RefSeq and is a predicted model, not a curated record. The coding region runs from base 109 to 2343 and encodes 744 amino acids. NCBI's taxonomy places the organism in Eukaryota, Metazoa, Chordata, Actinopteri, Carangiformes, Carangidae. The transcript is spliced from 15 exons.